Molecule: messenger RNA, 1012 nt
Organism: Penaeus monodon (black tiger shrimp)
Lineage: Eukaryota; Metazoa; Arthropoda; Malacostraca; Decapoda; Penaeidae
Source: RefSeq, a predicted model, not a curated record
UCGCGUGCUCUCUCGCCGUUGCUGUGAUUGCAACCUGUCCAAGCACGACAAGGGGGUUUGCAAUUUAGCGCCGGUGCAUAAAUAAGGGCGGCUCCGCAAGCCUAACGAAAGAGCGGGCAAAGAGAGGAUAUUGGGGCAUAGUGCUUUGCCAUGGAACCGAAGGCGAGUGCGAGCUCUUGCUGCCGCUCGCCCAAGGACGUCGGGACGGCCUUCCCCUUCCCCGGCGCCGACGACGUCAAGGACUUCCCCGUCAUCGUGCGCCGACGUCGCCUCUACUCGCUGGAGUAUGGCUCAGGCGGCGCGGGCAUCCCCCUGUCCCCGACGGUGCGCCGCUCCGUCGACGAGUCCACCCUGUGGCGGCGGCGCACGGGGGGCUACGCGUCGGGGGGCGCCGGAAGGCAGGCCUCGACGGAGGAGGUGCGCCGCCGCAGGGAGAGCUUCGCCUCGCUCUCCCCUCACCACCUCUCCGCUGGCUCCAUCCACCACGCCACAGGUAAGCGCCGUUGCAUCUGCCGAAUGCCGUUCUUGCGUGCAGUAAGUAACAUGAUUUUUUUUUUUUUGAGUAAUGAAAGUUCAGAUCGGAUCGUGGAGUUCUAUGAUGGACAAAAAGGAAUUUCUUGUAAGUUUGAGGUUAAAGGUUUGUAGGAAUGAUAUAUAUUUUUUUUCUUUGCAAGUGGAGUUUAUAAUUUUUUCUUCUAAAAGUUAUGUGAGGAUGUAUGGUUUAGUUUCAAGUGCAGUUGUUGGUGACUUUUUUUUUUAAUAAGGAUUUUUCUGGUAAUGUAGUUAGUUUCGCCUCAUUUUACGAAGGAGAAAGUUUCGUGUGUUAAUUUUUUUUUCUCUUUUUUUCGUCAAAGUUUCAUCUUGUGAGACGAUGUUAAUUUUCGGAAAAAGUGAGCAAAAAAAUGCGAAAGAAAGAUGGAAUGGAAGAGAGUAAUGAAGGAAGGAAGGAAGCAGGAAAAGCGAGAAGAAAGUGAUAAAGGGAGGAAAUAUGAGAGAGAGAAAAAAAUGCAAA